Molecule: messenger RNA, 3535 nt
Organism: Lepidothrix coronata (blue-crowned manakin)
Lineage: Eukaryota; Metazoa; Chordata; Aves; Passeriformes; Pipridae
Gene: NCAPG
Product: non-SMC condensin I complex subunit G
Exons: 21
Coding region: 78-3185 (1035 amino acids)
Biological process (GO): mitotic chromosome condensation
Cellular component (GO): condensin complex; condensed chromosome; cytoplasm
Source: RefSeq, a predicted model, not a curated record
CCCGCGCGCGCGGGCGCCGCGGCCGUUGUGUGUGAGGGGCCGGUCCUGGGGCCUCCGCUCGCAGCCUCCACCCGGCCAUGGGCGUGAGAAAGAAGUCGCUGCAGGUCCAGGAGGCCUUCCAGCUGGCCCAGAAGCCUCACCAGAACCAUGCGAAGCUCGUGGUGGCUCUGAAGGGCACCUAUACUCAGAUGGAUGAUAAAGAAGACUUUCAUGAAAAAUUCAUUCAUUUCCUCAAGUAUGCUAUGAUAAUCUACAGACGAGAACCAGCAGUGGAGCAAGUGAUCAAUUUUGUGGCUAAAUUUGUUACUUCAUUCUAUCAGACCGAGAAAGAUGAUGAUAGUGAGGAGGGAGAAGAAGAUAAUUUACUUCUGAAUCAUGUGUUUAAAUUUCUGCUUGAGUCUCAUGAUGUGAACAGCCACGCAGUUAGAUUUCGAACAUGUCAGCUUGUUAGUAAGAUUUUGGGAAAUAUGCCAGAAAAUGCCCAGAUUGAUGAUGACCUAUUUGAUAAAAUUAAUGAAGCUAUGCUGAUUAGACUUAAAGAUAAAUUUUCGAAUGUGAGAAUUCAAGCUGUCUUGGCCCUGGCGAGACUUCAGGAUCCUAAGGAUGAAGACUGUCCUGUUGUUAAUAUUUACACCACAUUGCUUGAAAAUGAUUCAAACUCAGAAGUGAGACGUGCAGUGCUGUCAUGUAUUGCUCCCUCAGCAAGGACUUUGCCAGUAAUUGUAGGCCGCACUAUGGAUGUAAAGGAAGCUGUCAGGAAGCUGGCAUAUGAGGUUUUGGCAGAAAAAGUUCACAUGAGAGCUCUGUCAAUAGCACAGAGAGUAAAAUUGUUGCAACAAGGACUUAAUGACAGAUCUGAUGCUGUUAAGGAGGUAAUGAAGAAGCUACUUCAAGUCUGGUUACGAGUCACUGAAGGGGAUGUUUUAGAGUUGCUUCAUCGACUGGAUGUAGAAAACUGCCCAGAAGUGGCCAUCCCAGUACUAAAUGCUCUAUUUUCAUUAUCUCCACUUCAUGAUGUUGUUCAGGAAUGUAAAUACCUUGACAGCAGAAAACUGAUUCCACUGGAAGACUUAACAGCUGAGAAUGUGUUACAUUGGAGAUGUCUUUGUGAAAAUCUAAAAUCAAAAGGUAAAGAAGGUGAAGAUUUACUAGAGGAGAUGUUGCCAGAACCAGCUGUAUACGCAGAUUAUUUAUUAAGUUAUCUUGAAACUAUGCCAGUUCUUACUGAAGAACAAAAAGAAGACUUUAAUUGUUUUGAAAACCUGAUGACAAAAGAAUUUAUAGGCCAGCAACUGAUUCUUAUCAUUGGCUGCAUGGAUACCAUGGAAGAGGGAGGAAGAAAGCAUCUGUUAGUUAUUUUACAAAGGAUUCUCAUUCUACCUGCAACUUCAGCAGCACUUAUACCUCCGCUCGUUGAAAGAUUGCUCAGUAUCGUUAAGGGUGAUGACACAAGGAUUCAAAUCAUUGCAGAAAUUAUAUCAGAAGUUCGUGAGCCAAUGGUUGUAGUUGAGCAGCCUGUUGGUGCUGAUGAAAUAAGAAGGAGGGAGCUUAAGUUGGCUGAAAUAAAAGUGAAGCUUUUUGAAGCAAAGCAAGCUUUGGAAGAAUGCAUUACUCUGCAGGAUUUUAAUAGAGCAUCAGUAUUAAAAGAGCAAAUAACUGAGUUGGAACACACAAAAAAUGAUCUGAUAAAAGCGGGAGAGCAAUGUGAAAUUAAAGAAAUGCAUGUGGAGAAGAGUGAUCCUGAAACACUGUUGAAGUGUCUGAUGAUGUGCUAUGAGCUUCUGAAGGUCAUGUCCCUUUCUAAAGGAAUCAGUCCAACCAUAACUGAAAUCAUUCAAUCUCUGAUACUUCCUGGCAUAACUAAUGUUCAUCCAGCUGUGAGAAAUAUGGCAGUUCUGUGUUUGGGUUGCUGUACCCUUCAGAACAAAGAAUUUGCCCAAAACCAUCUUCCACUGCUGUUACAGGUUUUACAAAUAGAUAAUAUAAAGAUAAAGCUCAGUGCUUUGAAGGCAAUCUUUGAUCAACUAAUGCUGUUUGGAAUUGAGCCUUUUAAAAGCAGAAGAGACAAUGACUCUCAAAGUGAAAGUGCACACAUUAGAACUGAAAAUGGUGAGGAUGAAAGCAAAACAAUAGAGGAUGAAGAAGACGCUGCCACAGUUCACAGCCUUCUGAAGCUACUUGCUGGUUUCUUAGACAGUGAGUUUUCAGAGCUUAGGACAGAAGCUGCAGAAGGCAUUGCCAAACUGAUGUUCUCUGGGAGGCUGAUCAGUGCCAAGCUCCUUUCUCGCCUUGUUUUGUUGUGGUACAACCCCGUGACUGAAGAGGAUACUCGGCUUCGACACUGUCUAGGAGUAUUCUUCCCUUUAUUUGCGUAUGCAAACAGGUCUAACCAAGAAUGCUUUGAAGAAGCUUAUCUUCCAACUCUGCAAACACUGUUAAAUGCUCCUGCAACGUCACCUUUGUCUGAAGUAGAUAUCACUAAUGUUUCUGAGCUGUUAGUGGACCUGACAAGACCAAGUGGACUGAAACUUCAGUCUAAAAAGUCUCAGGACUACCAGGAGUUAACAGUGCAUGAUAGUUUAGCCAUGAAGAUUUGCAAUGAAAUCCUGAUGGACCCAACUGCACCAGAUGUCCGUAUUUAUGCAAAAGCUUUAAGUUCACUAGAACUCAGUAAUUCUUCCACAGAGAAUCUUCUGGUGUUGCUCAAUGAGAUUCUAGAGAAAGUGGAAGAUAAACUGUGUCAAAAAACUAUUGAGAAGAUCAAGAUGAACUUGACCAAGGAUCCUAAUGUGGGCAAAAACCACUCUAGACAAACCGAGGAAACAGGUCUCUCUGGAAGGACACAGGACACUGACAUCCCAUUGCCUGAAAAUAGUGUUCACAAUGAAGAAGAAAAUAACACAGAUGCUCUUCAUACUCCAGUUAAUGAAGUUAAAGAAACGGCAGAAUUAAAAUCCACAAGAAACAAAACUGGCAAAGGACAGCGCAAAGCAGCAGCAGAAGGGAGGUCUGUGAGCAGAAGAAAAGCUGGCACAAGUGUAAAACGUGCUACUGAAAGUUGUGAUGAAGUUCCAGAAUCGGUCCCAGUGUCAAGUUCAAGGCCUCCAAGACGAGCAAAAACAUUGGCACUUGAAAAAACCAGAAUGAAUCUUUCAAGACUUUUGAAUGAGGAAGUGGAGAAUUGAAGACAAAAGGAAAGAAAGUGCCCUUUGCCAAUGCUGGUAGUUAACAUCAGACUUGAAAAAUGAGAUUUUUUUUUUUCUUCUUAGUCAUAUUUAACUCCUUUGAUAAUUCUAGAUUUCUAGAUUAUUUUUUUUAAACAAUGCUUUUUAUUAUUUUCCCAAUAUGAAGUCCCUCUAGAUUUCUAGAUUAGUUUUUCUUAAACAAUGCUUUUUAUUAUUUUCCCAAUAUGAAGUCCCUUUAGAUUUCUAGAUUAGUUUUUUUUUAAACAAUGCUUUUUAUUAUUUUUUAUUAUUUUCCCAAUAAGUCCCUCAUUCAUGUAUUAAAAACAUAAUAAAGUAUUACCUGAACAAAA